AUGAAAAUAUUGUUCGAUAGUGGGUCGCCCACUUCGUUCCUCCAUUCGGAUAUGGUGAAGAUACUAAACCUGAGGACAAACCAGACCCCACCAUUCCGAUUCAGAGGGUUCAUCCCUACCGAUUCAUCAACGACAACGCAAGCCGUAAGUCUAACCUUCCCAGUAGAAGACUUACAGAUCACAGUAGCGGCGUAUGUCCUGGAGAGUAUGGACUACCGAAUGCUAAUUGGCAAUCCUAUCCUCCACCGCUACCCGAAACUUUUGUCAAUAAUAUUAACAUCGACUCCGAAUCGCACUUUGUUGCAUCACCGUUUGAAGUAA
Molecule: messenger RNA, 321 nt
Organism: Torulaspora globosa
Lineage: Eukaryota; Fungi; Ascomycota; Saccharomycetes; Saccharomycetales; Saccharomycetaceae
Exons: 1
Coding region: 1-321 (106 amino acids)
Source: RefSeq, a predicted model, not a curated record